Cladocopium goreaui is the source of this 1945-nucleotide messenger RNA. Lineage: Eukaryota; Dinophyceae; Suessiales; Symbiodiniaceae. The record is from the annotation of a GenBank genome assembly.
CCGGCACCGGUUCAGCCACGUCAUGGCAGAAGCAGAUGCAGCUGAUGCUGAGGACAGUAAGGAUCAGGUGCCAGAGGAUCUGAAUCUGCUUCACUUCUUGGGACGAGAGGAACUCUCAGAUUGCAGCAUCAGGUUGCCGGCUUCGGGCGCCCUGCCAGCUCAAGAGGUGAAAUGUCACCGCCUGGCCUUGUGUUCCACCUCAGGCUACUGCUUCCAGAAAUUCCUGGGCCCCGAUGCGCCCAGUACCUUGGAUCUCCCUGAGCUGCCCGAUGAUGCCGAGCUUCGACGCCAGAUGCCACUGCAGUCGCUGUUCCAACUGGUGCUUCGCUUUGCAUAUGGUGGCCAAAAGUGGGAACCACUUGAAACGCUGGUCACACCGGAGUCCUGUCCCGGUCUCUACGCAUUGGCCAAGUUACUGGACGCUCGGGGUUUGGUGAUAGCGGCUGAGGCCAUGGACUUGAAUCCAGGCACCGCUGCCAAGCUGCUGUAUGUGGCGUCACAGCUGAAGGACCAAGCGGAUUUUCAAUCUGCGCUGGAUCGGUCCCUGGAUGUGGUGCGAGACGGCUUUGGGCCCUUGUGCUUGAGUCCGCCACACAUGGGACUCCUUGCUAAGUUGCCCGUGAGCUUGUUGCUACGUUUGCUGGAGCAAGAUGCGUUGAACGUACCACAGGAGGAAAACGUUUUGCGUUUUGUCCGGCACAUCCUGUGGCGGCGCUUGCUGCGUGAGGAGAAACUGCUGACGCUUAGCGGUGGCCUUGAGGGACUCGAGAGCGAAGGGCUACAACUGCGAUGGGAGUCGAUGGCGGAGGAUGGCCAUGGCUCCGAUGGCUCCAAUGGCUCCCCAGCUGUGGAUCGCUAUUCCGCCUCAGCGGCCGCACCUGAAGGUUCCGCUGACAUCCCAGAGCUCUCCCAUCGAAUUCCCGCGGAGUCUGGCACCACCAUCUCCCUCACAGCUCUCAAAGGCGAAGAGGUCUUGUUCGCGGCAAAGCUGCCGAUUAACUUGGAGGAGCCCGCAGCAGAGGAUUUGCGUCAAGAGGCCUUCUUGCAAGAUGGCAAGUCAGUGACCAUUUGCUACAAGUAUACCCUCAGUGAAGCACCGGCCGAGGACGCGCCCGCGGCGCCCGUGGCUCCCGCGGCCGAAGGAGCUGAGGGUGCCGAGGGUGCCGAGGGCGCGGAGGAGGUGAAGGAAUCCACGAAGCCCGACGCAGCUCUCAGUGCUGAGGAGACCAAGCGCCUCUUGGGCGUGGUGCGUUUUGGUCAGUUGGAUCAUCAGCAGCUGCUGCUGGCUGUGAAGGAUCCUGUGUUGGAGAAGGCCGGUGCUCAGCCGCACCUCCUUGGAGCCUUGAGCGCGCGCCUGGCGGUUUACGAAGCCGCCGAGGCGGCCGCGACCGUUUCGGCGCCCAGCGCAAGGCCCUCCACCCGAGGUGCUCAGCCAGCGCCCCAGGCAACCCAGGCGACCGAGGCAGUCGCCCCGCCACCGGCUGCACCGCCAGUGCCACCAGAGGAGGGCAGCCCCGUUCUGCUGAGAGGUUCGAUGGGCGCCACCCUUUUCCCUUGCACUUGUGGAGAAGGUCGAAUGCAACUGAGACAAGCAGAGGGGCGCUUUGUGGCCCGCUGCAACCGUUUGGCCAGCUGUGGUCAAGCCAUCUGGCUGCCGAGCUGUGUGGUGGCAGCAGCUGUGGAUGGCCAUUGCGCCGUGUGCGCCUUGCGUUUGGGAGCAGAGGCGGGAAAUCUGGGAGGUGCCUGCGAAUACGUGCAAGUUCGGACGUUGACGGUGCGUUUGGGCCGAGACCAAUGUCGCGCCCUGCGGAAGCUUCCCAGCGGGGUGGACACGCUGUCCGGAGGACUCAGUUGGGACUUGGUGUGUUUUUUUUUCUCGGGAAACCCAUGGUUAGCCAUUUUUAGGGAAGGAUUUGAUCUAGAGAAAAUAAGUUUGGAAACAUAA